AUGCUAAAAACUGGAUCUGGGCACCCAUUGUUGCUUCCAUUAUAUUACUUCUUUUUUUUGCUGGUCUACUUUGAAGAAAAGAGACAAAAGAGAGACGACGAAUAUUUCUUGGAGCUAAUAGCUUCUGACAGCUUCAAGGAUGCAAGUAAUCUUGAAAGUAAUGGCAGAAAAGGAAGCGACUUGAUGGUGUUCAGCUUUGCUGCCAUAGUGACAGCCGCAAAUGACUUCACAAGUGAAAAUAAGCUCGGAGAGGAUGGUUUUGGACCUGUUUAUAAGGGGAAACUUAGUGAUGAACAGGAAAUUGCAAUUAAAAGGCUUUCAAUAACAUCGGGACAAGGGCUUGUUGAAUUCAAAAAUGAACUCAUUCUUAUUGCCAAACUUCAACAUACAAAUCUUGUUUGGGUUCUAGGCUGUUGUAUUCGUGGAGAAGAAAAAAUGUUGAUUUAUGAGUACACGCCGAACAAGAGCUUGGAUUUCUUUUUCUUUGAUGAAACAAGAAAGACACUACUAGACUGGCUGAAACGAUGGAACAUCAUUGAAGGGAUUGCUCAAGGGUUGCUUUACUUACAUAAAUAUUCAAGAAUGCGAGUUAUUCACAGGGAUUUGAAAGCAAGUAAUGUUUUGUUGGAUGAAAGCAUGAAUCAUAAGAUUUUUGAUUUUGGUAUGGCGAGAAUCUUCAAACAAAAUGAGACCGAAGCAAUUACCAAUAGGGUGGUUGGAACAUAG
Molecule: messenger RNA, 726 nt
Organism: Lactuca virosa
Lineage: Eukaryota; Viridiplantae; Streptophyta; Magnoliopsida; Asterales; Asteraceae
Source: the annotation of a GenBank genome assembly